Messenger RNA from Paramecium tetraurelia, 585 nucleotides. RefSeq lists its product as uncharacterized. The transcript has a single exon. The record is from RefSeq and is a predicted model, not a curated record. Lineage: Eukaryota; Ciliophora; Oligohymenophorea; Peniculida; Parameciidae.
AUGAAUCAAUGUUGUGAUAUCGUAUAUCAAAAUUGCAAUAAAUUGGAUGUCAUACAAGGGAGUUAUGAGGGUGGUUAGACAUUGUGGGAAUGCACUUUCGAUCUCCUCUAAUACCCUAAAUAACUUGCUGGUCUUGAUGUGAUAGACAUGGGAUGUGGUUUAGGAUUGUUGGGAAUUUAGGCAUUGAAAUAAGGAGCCAAAAGUGUUUGUUUCUAAGACUAUAACGAAGACACAUUCGAGUAAGCAAUACUACCCUAAUUGAAACUGAACAAUUUGGAGGAGAACAAGAACUAUUCAUUUGUGAAUGGAGAUUGGGAAACACUAAAACUCUAGAAGGUCGACAUUAUUUUAGCGUCAGAAAUCAUAUACAGAGAAGAAUAUUAUCCUAAGGUGGAAGAUUUUAUAGCAAACCAUCUGAGACCAGAUGGAAAAUGUAUAAUGAUAAAUAAGAGCUAUUAUUUUGGAGUAGGAGGGUCAGUAGCAGGAUUUAAAAAUCAUCUUACUAAGUUAUAGGUAGUAGAAGAGGAGACAAUAAAUACAAAAAAAGGAGUAAAGAAAUCGAUUAUGAAAUUAUAGUUAAAAUGA